Messenger RNA from Vicia villosa (hairy vetch), 717 nucleotides. RefSeq lists its product as uncharacterized. The transcript has 2 exons. The record is from RefSeq and is a predicted model, not a curated record. NCBI's taxonomy places the organism in Eukaryota, Viridiplantae, Streptophyta, Magnoliopsida, Fabales, Fabaceae. The coding region runs from base 1 to 717 and encodes 238 amino acids.
AUGUUUGAAUUUGUCGAUAAGGAGUGGAAGGCUUUGAAGAUUAAAGGUUCUUGUGCUUUUGUUAUCAAAGGGAAAUUUAGGAGACUUAAGGAUUGUUUGAGGCGCUGGAAUGUGGAUACUUUUGGAUGGAUUGAUUCAAGGGUGGAAGAUGUUGCGAAAGAUAUAAACGUAUGUGACGAUAACUUUGUAACCUUAUUCGGGGUCAGUGAUGCUCAAGGGGUGUUAAGUGUAGCGUUGGAGGUGGAGGAGUUGGAAAAGAAACGUAUUGAAGCUUCGCGUUCUUUUUGGAACAACCUACAAAGACGUGAAUGUAUUUUGAAGCAAAAAUCAAAGGUGGCUUGGUGUAAGGAAGGUGAUCUAAACACUCGAUUUUUCCACACCUCAUUAAAGGCAAGGUGUAGGAGGAAUUUCCUGGGUAGUAUUGACACGGGUUUGGGCAGAGUAGAGCAUGUCGCAGGUGUCAAGGAAGCAGUCAAAUGUUUCUUUAAAUCUAAAUAUAGGGAGUCGGGGAUUCGGAGGCCAUGUUUGGAUGGCGUACAGUUUGAUCAGCUUGAUAAUAGGGAGGAUUUGGAGCUGGAAGACAUUUUCACGAUGGAGGAGAAUACUCUUUCAAGCGAGAUAUUUGCCUUCAUAUCAGAAUUCUACACCAAAGCGAACCUUCCAAAAGCUAUAUCGGCUUCCUUUAUAGCAUUGAUCCCAAAGGUGGAUAAUCCCUGA